This is a messenger RNA of Oncorhynchus keta (chum salmon), 1580 nucleotides long. Its product is annotated as transmembrane protein 196-like. Lineage: Eukaryota; Metazoa; Chordata; Actinopteri; Salmoniformes; Salmonidae. The record is from RefSeq and is a predicted model, not a curated record. The transcript has 5 exons. The coding region runs from base 774 to 1343 and encodes 189 amino acids.
CUCUGGAGUCUAAACUAAACUGAAAGACCGGAGGAGGAGGAGUCCCACUGUCUGAGUGAGUCUCUCUCUCUCUGUGUGUGUCUCUGUCUCUGUGUGUGUCUCUGUGUGUGUCUCUGUGUAUGUGUGUGUCUCUGCGUGUGUGUGUGUCAGAGAGAGAACUGGAGUGCGUGUGGCUCAGGUCGCAGAGGGGAGUGUGUCUGUGCAAGCGUUUAAGCACCAUGGACAGCAACCGGGAGCCAGUCUCGUUAACAACCAACCAGUGGGAGGGUUAGAGCAGCCCGCUCUCUUCUCAGUGUUGACCGGAGGAGCUCCCGUUGCCAGCGACAGAGACGACUCACUUUUGGAUUUGGAAAUCAUGAUCUAGUCUUUGUUCAUGCAGGUUAGUGUCUGAUAAAAAAAUAUAUAGCUAAAAAAAAAAUUUUGAAAAUCUACUCGACAUCAUUCUCUGAUAUCCUCUUCCAGAACUUUCCUCAGCAACGGGAUAUGGACUAACAUCCCGCCACCCGCCAAGGGCCGACAGGCGGACACGGGCUCCAGGCUCGGGUUGCUAGUUGGCACAAAAACAUGACAUUUUUUGAAACGGGAUGAAACAGGGAGGUACCUGAACUUAUCCAUUUCAGUUCAUCUUUAUUUAAUCAGAGUAGUGACUGUUUUCCGGGGAGUAGCUUAAGAAACGCUAGUUUUCGUUUCAAAACGUUUUGCUGCCGACCCUCCUGACUGAGGCCAACCUAGGAGGAUAGACCGGCUGGUCUCAAGGAGGAUGUUCGGGCAGGAUGUGCUCCAGCCGGAAGAUCCUGUGGAGCCUGCUGCUGCUGUCAGUGUUGGAGGUGGGUCUCGGGGUGACCAGUAUCGUCCUGGGAGCCGUGGGGCUCAGCCGGGUCAGGGAGGAACACAAGCUGCAGCAAGGAGACGCUUCUCCCGUCUGGAGUGGCAUGUGUUUUCUAAUCUGUGGGAUGUGUGGAGUACUCUGUUCCAAGAAGAGGACUGGACCCAUCAUGAUUCUGUUCUCAGCUUGCUGUAUCUGUGGUCUGAUUGGAGGGAUUCUCAACUUCCAGUUCAUUAGGGCAUUGUCACGACGACCAGACUCUCUACGUUCCCUACACCUAGCAGCCAUGACUAUUGCCUGCCUGGGUAUCUCUUCCUGUACUCUCUCAACCUGGUUAACCUGUCGUCUGGCCAAUUCAGAACAACAGAGGAUGUUUCUGGAGAGAGAACACUCACUACAUCACUCACACGAGAUGGCUGAGAAGGAUUCAUACACACACGGAUCUUUCGAGAUCCUUGACAACUCCAGCAAUGGGAUUCCCCAGAUCUCCUACAAUGCUAACACCACAUCUCCUUAACAAUGGACACACCUUGUUGCCCUGACAACUGGCACAUCUUGUAACCCUGACAAUGGAACCACCUUGUUGCCCUGAUGAUGUACACACCCUGUUGCCCUGAUGAUGGACACAACUUGUUGCCCUGACAACGGAGUGACAUCGUGUAACAGAGCUGAGCAGCAUUAUUACACAGCUGUGUGUAGAGAACUUCAAUACAGAUGGAAGAAGUUUCCCAAAAUAAAACAACAAUGAACGCUA